AUGCCUGCAGCAUCCAGAAACUGCGAUGCUGUGGCCAGAAACCCACUUGCCAGAGAUGCAGGCGACUUGGACGGCCUUGCAUCUAUCGGUCUAGGAGGAGGACGACAACAGCCACAGCAGCAACUACAGGAUGGUAUCCGGCAGUCCUCCCCGUCACCUGUCUUGUCCGAGCCUUCUCUUUCGCGUCUUCCCAUACCGGAAAAGCGGUACUUUGGAGUCCCAACCGCGUUGCUCCCGAUAUUGAUAGACCUAUACUAUACUCACCUGAGCCAUGCCCCCCUCCUCUUGUACAGACCUUCCCUGACUCGAGCUCUCGAGCUGGAUACAAUCCGAACCGAUGUGCUGCUCAGUAUUUGCGCCUUGGCUUCCCGGUUCUACACGGACUCGAAAGGUGCGGCAGUCCUGGUCGACAGUCACUUUGAUCGUGAAUGGGCUGAAGCAGCGGGUCGGAUGGCUCUUCGCGAGCUGGAGUCCCCCAAGGCUGACAAUGUCGUUGCGUUUCUCAACCUAGCUCUCUUCUGGUAUAGCCAUGGCCAGUUCCAACGGUCGAAUAUGCUUACGGGUUGUGCGUCAAACACCGCUUGGGUCAUUGGCGUUCCUUCCGACGAGAAGAGCAAUGGGAGUCUUCUAGACUCCGAGAUGCAGCGGAGACGAUUCUGGGGCUGUUAUCUACAGUGCUCGUUCCAGGCUGACACUCUCUUCCCAAAGAUACCCACCGAGGGCAUGUUGAACAUCAGACUUCCCUGCAGCGAGUCCGAGUUACAACUGGGGGUUCCUCAAUCCAGCAUCACGUUAAAAGAUGCAGACAGCACGCAGAGCAUUUAUGCCGAGCUGGUAAGGGCCAUGGCCCUGUGGUCAUCCGUCGUCCUCCUCAUCAAACAGACGGGUCUGACCCUACCAAGCCGUUUGGCUGAGAUGCAAACUCUGGAUGGGCGCAUCCAUGAGGCUUGGUCAAAGCUGGACCCGUGCUUUCACCUGGAAUGCGCGCGGAUGGCUGCAGUGCCCUCUCAUGAAUUGCCAACAUUACUAUUGUUGCAUGUGAUCUAUCAUCAAUGCCUCUGCUCCCUGCAUUCAUCCAUAGUCCCACUCUUCUCCUGGAGUCCUUGUGAAGGCGUAUUUCCGUACGCGCAACAAUUAUCUGCACAAACGGCUUUUGAACACGCGAACUCUGUGUCGGCGCUUCUACAUGCCGCCUCGGAGCUGGACUGGGACUGUCGAAGAAUGCCGAGUUUCAUCGGGUACGCUGCCUACUCCGCUUGCGCUACCCUAACUCCCUUCCUGUGGUGCUCGCAGCCACAUGUCAGACAGCGCGCCAUAUCUAGCGUCUUGGCCAGUUUGAAGAUUCUACAGAUCCUGGGAAAGGACUGGGCCUUUUUGGGAGUUUUGGGAAGGUUUGCCUGCGGUCUGUACAAGGUGCACGCGAGUGCCCCAUUUCCACUGACAGAUGAGCCGAAAAACAUGACCCCCGACGCCCUCAGGGAAUUUAAACCAGCUAGUUCAAGAGCGCGACUUUCCAUUUUGACACAUAAUUCUAUCAUCAUCAGUGAUCAAGGCUCAACCGCGCAGGCUGCGGAUGAUAUUGGAGACCUUGGACUAGAGAAUGCAGACUCUCGAGAACCCGGGCCGGCGGAAGAGAAUAUUGCUGGAUUUAUCGCCCAGAUGUCGCGUGAGAUCGGUGCUACAAGUAGCCAGUUACCGAUCACGAUCCACCCGUUUCUACCCUCGGAGACUGUCGGCUCUUGUGCCCUGGACGGCAGUUUUAACGAACCUACGAUCGGGCCUGACAUGGAUCAGUUUGGGCAUAUUGAUGAUUUCAUUCUGGACCUGAUGCGGCAAGAAGGUCUGUUACAGCAGGGAGCAUUAUAA
Aspergillus wentii DTO 134E9 is the source of this 1866-nucleotide messenger RNA. Its product is annotated as fungal specific transcription factor domain-containing protein. Gene Ontology annotation, cellular component: nucleus. Bases 1 to 1866 code for a protein of 621 amino acids. Lineage: Eukaryota; Fungi; Ascomycota; Eurotiomycetes; Eurotiales; Aspergillaceae. The transcript has 6 exons. The record is from RefSeq and is a predicted model, not a curated record.